Molecule: messenger RNA, 3169 nt
Organism: Gigantopelta aegis
Lineage: Eukaryota; Metazoa; Mollusca; Gastropoda; Neomphalida; Peltospiridae
Exons: 2
Coding region: 524-2992 (822 amino acids)
Source: RefSeq, a predicted model, not a curated record
CGCCGAUAUACAAAAUAAAUACUCUCAAAUAUUUAUUAUUGACGUUGACGUAAAUGAGUGACGUCAUUAUACAAACUGCCCUUUGCAAGACAGGAAUACAUUUUUGACGAAAAUACCUUAUCGUCUGCUUCAGGUUCACUCAGCUGUGGUUGCCUUUACGGUUGUCACUCAAAUACUUCAGAAAACCUUCACCAACCAUCGUUGUAUCCAUUUUUAUUACUCAAAUACUUCAGGAAACCUUCACCAUCCAUCACUGUAUCCAUUUUUAUCACUCAAAUACUUAAGGAACAUUCACCAACCAUCACUGUAUCCAUUCUAUCACUCAAAUACUUCAGGAAUAUUCAAAAACCACCACUGUAUCCAUUUCUAUCACUCAAAUACUUCAGGAACCUUCACCAACCAUCACUGUAUUCAUUUCUAGUCUUCAUUAUCCAUAGAAUGUCGUCACGUGUUCUUCAGAUUCAGUUUCAAUGGAAAAUAUUCUGGGUGAAUUUCCAUUGUUAAAAAACCCCCAAAACCCAAAAUGUAUGAACAAAUACGGACUAGCUACCACGUCAUAUUGCCAAAUGGGUUGUCACAACCUAAGAUGUUUGUACAUUCAGCUCGCCGUUGUCUAGAUCGUUUGCCAGCUCUGACCUCGUCUGGUAGCAGACGACAACACGCUGGGCAUCAUGGUGGUGUUGUUAGUGGUGCUGAAGGAACUGAUGUCGUGGAACUUCCUGGGGUGAAACGCGUGGUCCACAGGUAUCGCCAUAGACAGGACUUCGAGGACCUCAAUAUGCCCCAGAAGCAGUUCAUUCUUCAUUUUGAUAAUAGCAUCAGGGUCAUAAAUUCGCAAAACAACGACCGCCUGGAUGCGACCGGCGACUACAGGGUGACAUUGGUAAGCUACGGACAACGAUGUGUCUGCCAUAAACACAGACAUCUUGGAGUGGGGCAAAGAGAUCUGGAUUGUCGAAGAUGCUACGAAAAGAAGUACAUGUUCGGAGAUCAAAGCGUGCCCGACAAUGUAAGGCGGAUGCUUCAUCAGUCAGUGAUCGAUAUAGAUUCCGAUGAUGAUGAUGAUGAUGAUAAUAGUAGUAAGGAAACCAAACCGAAAACAGUGGGUCUGCUCGAUAAAAGAAAACCUGAAUUGAAAUCCUCUGUAGCCGACAAAGCAAGUACUGAAGCCAUGUCACGAAGAGACGGGAAAAGAAAAACUGAAUUACAAAUGCCUAGAGCCAAGAACUUAAGUCCUGGCAUUAGAUCACAGACUUCUCAUCAGAGAACGAGUAGAUUUAGAUCUAUAUCUAAGAAAUUGUAUGCAGCAAUCAGAAUAUCUUUGGGUAGUGAAUCAGAAGAAGAGGUUGAAAGACUUCCGGGCGACAGUAGUAAUUUAAAAGCAAUCUCUGAAACAGUUUUGGAUCAGAAAGUAAACACUGAAGAUGAAACUCCUUGUGAUUAUGAAGAAACGUCUGAGAUCGUGUCACCUUCGAAUCAUAUAGACAUUAAAAUUAAAAGCCCGUCAGGUCGUGAUAUCCGUGCUGACAUCGACACACCGUCAGGUCGUGAUAUCCGUGCUGACAUCGACACACCGUCGGGGUAUGAUAUAAACCGUGAAACUGAAACACAUUUGGAAGAUAAUACAGCUACGGAAAUCGGAACAACUUUAGAGAAUAAGAUAGAUACUGAAAUUGGCAAACCUUUGGAGGAUAAGAUAGAUACUGAAAUUGGAAAACCUUUGGAGGAUAAGAUAGAUACUGAAAUUAGCAAACCUUUGGAGGAUAAGAUAGAUACCGAAAUUGGAACACCUUUGGAGGAUAAGAUAGAUACUGCAAUUAGCAAACCUUUUGAGGAUAAGGUAGAUACUGAAAUUGGAAAAACUUUGGAGGAUAAGAUAGAUACUGAAAUUAGCAAACCUUUUGAGGAUAAGGUAGAUACUGAAAUUGGAAAAACUUUGGAGGAUAAGAUAGAUACUGAAAUUGGAUCGCCUUUAGAUGAUAACAUAGAUACUGAAAUUGGAACACCUUUGGAGGAUAAGAUAGAUACUGAAAUUGGAAAACAUUUGGAAGAUAAGUUAGAUACUGAAAUUGGAAAACAUUUAGAGGAUAAUAUAGAUACUGAAAUUGGAUCACCUUUGCGAGAUAACAUAAAUACUGAAAUUGGAACAGUUUUGGAUGAUAACAUAGAUACUAAAAUUCGAAUAGCUCUGGGUGAUAACAUAGAUACUGAAAUCGGAACACCUUUGGUUGAUACCACAAAUACUGAAAUCGGAACACCUUUGGAAAGUACAAGAAAAACACCGACUAUACAAAUAAGCUGCCCUAUAGACGUGAAUAAUAAAUCUCAAAUAAUGUCUUUUAGUGAUUCUCAGAUCAGUUAUUCCACUAGUCCCACUGCAAAAUCUCAAAACGAACAAUCUUUCGUUCCGGACACUGCCGAUAGAGAUCGGUCAAAACGAACGGAAAGCAUAGAACAUGAAACUGUCUCGGACGUCAAAAGUCGAACUGAAAUCCCAACGCGUCCGGAUGACAAAAGAGACGCCCAAACCGGCGUAGCCCUGACAGCAGAAUCUGACACGAAACCAUCGUUCAGCGAGCGAGACAUCACUUCAAUUCUGUACGGGAAGUCUGUCGUAGAGGCAGCAGACGCCGCAAGAGAGAAAGAGAAGCACAAAUACCCGAACAGAGCCUGCUACGAACGAGGGUACUACAGAAGACGACGUCACAACGCCCACAAGCGAGCUUACCUUCUCGCCCUGUCGGAUGCAUCAGCGAGAAGAUCGAAGAAAAACCCGCUGAUACUAAAAUAUCCAGGGAGUGGUCCGUAUUUCUCGUAUUUCCCUCUCUACGUGGUCGGUGAGCUCGACGCUCCGGAGCAGUCGUACCUGGAGGGAUAUCGAGGACAGACGGAAAACCUUAAAGUUGCGGGAGGAUUGCGGCAUAUUAUAGGUAGACUCAGGCUUCGGGACUACUACCCCGGGGGUAUAAAGUACUCUGAUCGGGAUGUGUGAUCUGAUUCCAUGGGAUAUUUAUGUGGUAGAGGAGGUUAAUUAAUGUUAGCAUUGUUUAUUUCAUUUCAACUUAUUUUCGUGCUUAUAUCCAGUUAAGGUUCAAGCACGCUGUCCUGUGCACACACCUCAGCUAUCUGGGCUGUCUGUCCAGGACAGUGGGUUACUUGUUAGUUGGUU